AUGGUCUUCACCAAUCUGGAUUGUCCCAAAAAAAUUGACGCAUCCGGACAACAAAAAUGGCGUAUAGUUAUCGACUAUCGGAAAUUAAACGACAUCACUGUUGGUGCCAGCUACCCUAUACCGCAAAUAUCCGAAAUUUUAGAUGAGCUAGGACAGAGCAAAUACUUCUCAACCCUUGAUCUUGCGUCAGGAUUUCACCAGAUUUUAAUCAAUGUGGAAGACGCUCCCAAAACAGCCUUUAGUGUACCACAAGGACACUACCAAUUUACAAAAAUGCCGUUUGGUUUAAAAAACGCGCCUGCCACUUUCCAACGAUUAAUGAAUACCGCGCUCACAGGCCUCCAAGGUAUACGGUGUUUUGUCUACCUUGACAACAUUGUCAUAUAUUCUCAUGAUUUAAAUUCUCAUAUUGAUAACCUUUCUUCAGUAUUCCAAAGGCUUCGAAACUACAAUUUAAAACUCCAACCUGACAAGUGCGAGUUUCUCCGACGUGAAGUCGCAUAUCUUGGCCAUCAAAUAACUAAAGAUGGUGUAAACCCUAACCCUGAAAAGGUAAAAGCGGUAACUCAAUUUCCUACUCCCAAAUCCCCGAAAGACAUUAAGUCCUUCCUCGGUCUUGUAUCCUAUUAUCGGCGUUUUAUUGCCAACUUCUCAGAAAUUGCUAAAUCUUUAACUCAACUUCUAAAAAAGGGUGUCCCCUUUCUAUGGGAAAACCAACAACAAGUCGCCUUCGACGAACUCAAGCACAAACUUACCUCUGCUCCCAUCCUCAUUUAUCCAGAUUUUUCCAUCCCUUUCAUCCUAACAUGUGAUGCCUCUAAUUAUGCUGUUGCUGCUGUACUCAGUCAAGGUCCAAUUGGCAAAGAUAGGCCAAUAGCCUUUGCCUCUCGGACACUCAACGAAAGCGAAUAUCCUAGUAGCAAGUUACAAAGAUGGCACCUAAAACUAAUAGAAUACGAGUAUGAGAUCGAAUACAAGAAAGGAAAACUUAAUGCCGCUACUGACGCCCUAUCCCGAUAUCCUGUAAACCCAGUUCAACCAUCAGACUCUGGUCCUAUUCCAUCCAAUUCUAAUCAAAAUGAAGAUAACUCCACACCUCAAUUCAGCCGUCUUACUCUUGACGAUCUUGACAUCCAACUACAUCCUGAUUCCUUAGACCUCGACUAUAAACUAUCUUCUGUAGACCUCUUGGAAAACGAUGAUUCACUACCAGGUAUCGACGAUCCUCCUACACCGACCACAUCUGACAAAUCUCCAGAUCCUAUACCAAAUCCUUCUCGUGACAAUAAUUAUAGCAAAUUCCUAAAAACAAUGGGCAACAAAGACUUUAAUAGUAUCACAAUUGUAAUUAUAGUUUUUAUUAUGUGCUUUAUUAUUUAUAAGAUGUAUAAAACUUGCAUACACAAGAAAAUAAUGAAAUCUAAAGAAAAUAAAACUCCUGAAUUUAAGGACAUUGAAUUAGAUGACAGUAACCCCUCAAAUAUUAACACGGGACCUUCUCUUCGAAUCGGCUAA
Molecule: messenger RNA, 1515 nt
Organism: Parnassius mnemosyne (clouded apollo)
Lineage: Eukaryota; Metazoa; Arthropoda; Insecta; Lepidoptera; Papilionidae
Source: the annotation of a GenBank genome assembly